Molecule: messenger RNA, 6607 nt
Organism: Perognathus longimembris pacificus (Pacific pocket mouse)
Lineage: Eukaryota; Metazoa; Chordata; Mammalia; Rodentia; Heteromyidae
Gene: Tmtc3
Product: transmembrane O-mannosyltransferase targeting cadherins 3
Exons: 14
Coding region: 50-2953 (967 amino acids)
Biological process (GO): protein O-linked glycosylation via mannose
Cellular component (GO): endoplasmic reticulum
Molecular function (GO): mannosyltransferase activity; protein binding
Source: RefSeq, a predicted model, not a curated record
GACCGCACCACCGAGGAUGGGAAGCAUCUAGAGGCGGGAGACACAGCGGAUGACCGACGUUUGCUCCGGUGGCCAGGGCGCCCGAAACCAUGACGGUGGCAUUGGGGGAAGCACUCACCGCACUGCUCUUUCUGAGAUUUCCCUAAGCCAGCCCGUCGGUGGAACCGCCGUCAGUUUUUAUCUACAAGUGUUUAUAGGAAAGAUGGCUGACAUUAACCUCAAAGAAGUAACCUUAAUAGUAGGUGUGGUUACUGCUUGCUAUUGGAACAGCCUGUUCUGUGGGUUUGUUUUUGAUGAUGUUUCAGCAAUACUGGAUAAUAAAGACUUGCAUCCUUCUACACCUUUAAAAACGUUAUUUCAGAAUGACUUCUGGGGAACCCCCAUGUCAGAGGAGAGAAGCCACAAGUCUUACCGGCCCUUAACAGUGUUGACAUUUCGUUUGAAUUAUCUCUUUAGUGAACUGAAGCCAAUGUCAUAUCAUCUUCUAAAUACAGUUUUUCAUGCUACAGUCAGUGUGAUAUUCCUUAAAGUCUGCAAACUUUUUCUGGACAACAGAAGCAGUGUGAUUGCUGCUUUGCUCUUUGCAGUACACCCAAUACAUACAGAAGCAGUAACAGGUGUUGUUGGUAGAGCAGAACUUUUGUCAUCUAUCUUUUUCCUUGCUGCAUUUUUGUCAUAUACCAAAUCAAAAGGACCAGAUAAUUCUAUAGUGUGGACACCGAUAGCAUUGACAGUAUUUUUAGUAGCUGUGGCAACAUUGUGUAAAGAACAAGGGAUCACAGUUGUUGGAAUUUGUUGUGUAUAUGAAGUAUUUAUUGCACAGGGGUAUACUUUGCCCUUAUUAUGUACUACUGCUGGACAGUUUCUCCGUGGAAAGGGUAGUAUUCCAUUUUCUAUGCUGCAGACACUAAUAAAACUCAUUGUCUUGAUGUUCAGUACAUUAUUACUUGUUGUGAUUAGAGUCCAGAUUAUUCAGUCCCAACUUCCAGUGUUUACAAGAUUUGAUAACCCAGCUGCUGUAAGCCCAACUCCUACCAGACAGCUAACUUUUAACUACCUCCUUCCAGUGAAUGCUUGGCUUUUAUUAAAUCCUUCAGAGCUCUGCUGUGAUUGGACCAUGGGAACAAUACCACUUAUAGAAUCAUUUCUGGAUAUUCGAAAUCUUGCAACUUUUGUUUUCUUUUGCUUUCUUGGGGCUUUAGGAAUAUUCAGUCUUCGAUACCCUGGUGAUUCCUCCAAGACUGUUCUAAUGGCACUUUGCUUAAUGGCAUUACCAUUUAUUCCUGCAUCAAACCUUUUUUUUCCUGUUGGAUUUGUCGUUGCUGAGCGAGUACUUUAUGUUCCUAGCAUGGGGUUCUGUAUUUUGGUAGCCCAUGGAUGGCAGAAAAUUUCAAACAAAAGUGUAUUUAAAAAGCUUUCCUGGAUUUGUUUAUCCCUUGUAAUACUAACUCAUGCGUUAAAAACACUCCACAGAAAUUGGGACUGGGAAUCUGAGUACACUCUGUUCAUGUCAGCAUUAAAGGUAAAUAAAAAUAAUGCUAAAUUGUGGAAUAAUGUGGGUCAUGCCCUGGAAAAUGAAAAAAACUUUGAGAGAGCCUUGAAAUACUUCUUACAAGCUACGCAUGUUCAGCCAGAUGAUAUUGGUGCCCACAUGAAUGUAGGAAGAACUUACAAAAAUUUAAAUAAAACCAGAGAAGCUGAAGAAUCUUACAUGAUGGCUAAAUCACUAAUGCCUCAAAUUAUUCCUGGCAAAAAAUAUGCAGCUAGAAUUGCACCUAACCACUUAAAUGUGUAUAUCAAUCUGGCUAACCUGAUUCGAGCAAAUGAAUCCCGACUAGAAGAAGCAGAUCAGCUAUAUCGACAAGCAAUAAGCAUGAGGCCCGACUUUAAGCAGGCUUAUAUCAGCAGGGGAGAAUUGCUUUUAAAAAUGAAUAAACCUCUCAAAGCAAAGGAAGCAUAUCUUAAAGCACUGGAGCUAGACAGAAAUAAUGCAGAUCUUUGGUACAACCUGGCAAUUGUCUAUAUUGAACUUAAAGAACCAAAUGAAGCUCUAAAAAACUUUAAUCGUGCAUUGGAACUAAAUCCAAAGCAUAAGCUCGCACUAUUCAAUUCUGCUAUAUUAAUGCAAGAAUCAGGUGAAGUUAAACUCAGACCUGAAGCUAGAAAACGUCUUCUAAACUAUGUAAGUGAAGAGCCCCAAGAUGCUAAUGGAUAUUUCAACUUGGGAAUGCUUGCCAUGGAUGACAAAAAAGACACUGAGGCAGAAGUCUGGAUGAAGAAAGCCAUAAAAUUACAAGCUGACUUCAGAAGUGCUUUGUUUAAUCUUGCACUUCUGUAUUCUCAAACUGCAAAGGAAUUAAAGGCGUUGCCAAUUUUAGAAGAAUUACUCAAAUACUACCCUGAUCAUAUCAAGGGACUUAUUUUAAAAGGAGACAUUCUGAUGAAUCAAAAAAAAGAUAUACUUGGAGCAAAAAAAUGUUUUGAAAAGAUUUUGGAGAUGGAUCCAAACAAUGUACAAGGAAAACAUAAUCUUUGUGUUGUUUAUUUUGAGGAAAAGGACUUACUAAAGGCUGAAAAUUGCCUGGUUGAAACACUGGCAUUAGCACCACACGAGGAAUAUAUUCAGCGUCACUUGAGUAUAGUCAGGGAUAAAAUUUCCUCAUCUGGUUUUGCAGAACAGCCAGGAAUCCCAGCUGGAACGACUUCAGGUGAAGAAGAGACAGACACAAUUCCAGUUGAACAUGAGAAAGAAAUCAAAAGUGAAUCUAGACCAGGACAGAUAAUAAAAACAAGUGAUAAUAAAAGUCACUCUAAAUCUAACAAACAAUUAGCAGAAAAUUCAGACAAAGAGGUCCCCCACAAAACAACAAAAGACAUCAAAGAAAUUGAGAAGAAAAGAGUUGCUGCUUUAAAAAGACUAGAAGAAAUUGAACGGAUUUUAAAUGGAGAAUAGUAUCAUUCUUUCCUCAUGAGACAGUGGCAUCAGAAAACUUCAGUCUAUAUUAUGUGAUUGCCUGUGCAGGAAUCUUUCAGCAUAUAUAGCAGUAUAUGUAAGCUGCCUCUACAUAGGAAAGACACAGCAAAAAGUUUUCAUUUGGAUGAAUAUAUAUGAAUAUUGUAGAAUUACUAAAUUACAGGUGAUAAUUUUGAAACUUAUUAUGAAAGGUUUUUUUUUUUCUUGAAGAAUGUUUACUACUCCAAAUUAAAUAAUUUGAGGCCUGAGUGGUGAUCUCUUGAGAACAUAUCUAACAUACUGGUUUAUAUUGUACUUCUAUUGGCCAACUUCAUCUUUCCUUUACCUCUUGAAUACUAGUGAUCGAUUGAAAACACUUAUUGAAUGCAUUCUUCUUUUCCUUAGUAAUUCCUCUGGAAAAAAUACAAGAAAUUUUGCAUUAUGAAGAAAUAGUAAUUUAUUUAUAGUGUGUCCUUUGGAUGGUUUGUAGAGAGGAUUCUGGAUAAAACAUUUUAAAAUUAUCAUGACAUGUUAGCUUAAGAAUGUAUUUUUUUAUAAUUCCACGCUUGUCCUUAUCUUUACUUAUAAACACAAAUUUUAAGCAGGUAAAGUUUUACACAUACCUACACACACACACACACACACACACACACACACACACACACAUUUCUAAUGGUGCUCCCAAAUACUGUAUUUCUUUUUUGCAUUGAGAGUAUCACAAGUUGAGGUUUGUAAUCAUGACUGUUCUUUGAAGCUUUCAUUCCCCAAACUUCUAUUUCUAACUACAGUGUAAGAAAUCAUCUUACAAUCUGUGGUUUUGCUUAAUUUUUUUCCAAAGUUACAUUUUAAUCAUUCUGAUAUACAUAAUCUGCUACGUUCAAUUCUAUUUAACUGAGAAAGAAUAUUAUAAUCAUUUAUUUUUAAACACUAAAUUCUUGAUAUGUUGUGGAUAUUUUUAGUAAAUACUUUGACUACUGAACAUUCAUAAAAAUUUUAAAACUUUUAAUUGUAGGAUAUUUUCCUAUUUGUGCAUAUAUGAUCAUUUUGUGCAUGUUUGAUCAUUUUUUCUGUUGUCCAGUUAUAAAGAUUACUAACCUGAUGUAGGGCUAAUCUGCCUUACGUAGGGUUAUGUAGGGUUAAUCAGUCUUACAGCAAUUUUAAACCUAAAAAAAAUCUUGGAUUAAAAGUAGAUGCAAACAGUCUUACUAAUUUAAACCUAAUUUUGUUCCCUGAGUUAAAGUACAUUUUCAAUGAGCUUUAUGAUACAAUACCCAAUAAAUUUGGUUUUAAUUUAAAAUGUUAAAGCUCCAGGUAUCAUUCUGAGAAAGUAAUUUAUAAUUAUGUAGAGCUUCAAAAACUAUUUUUUAUAGUUCCUUUGAGAUAACUCCUUUCUAAUUAUUUAGUCUUAGAAAUCAUAUUCCUGUACUGUUUUUUAAAGAAAUGCUUUAUAAAUAGGUCACAAGAUAUGAGUCUGCUUUGAAGUCCCACCCUUAUUAAAUUCCCAGCAGAUCUGGCAUAAUUUUUUUUCUUUUCUAAGGUAGUUUAAAGAAUGCACUGAUACUACUGGGUAUUAAUUCUUAGCCCAGGAGAAUCUUAUCAAACAUCAAAGCAAUAUCUAAUUCCAGCUUUGUGACUUCAGAUUUAAGGUGAAGAAUACCUCAUAUACUAUGACUUGAACACUAUAUUAUUCUUACGUUUUGUCCAUAUAUCUUGAGGAAAAGUCUCUGAGUGAUCUCUGUAGCUAUAAUUUCACAUGGAGAUAAGUUUAGUAAAGUAAAAGGAAUUUUUUUUAGUACCGAAGUUACUAAUAAAAGCUUGAGUAAUACUUUAGUAAGUUUAAAUAAAUACUUCAAAUGAUAGAAAGUAUAUAUUAACUAUUAUCCAGUAAUAGCACUAGACUAACUUUUGAAAUUUGUAAUAUAACGUUUGGCUUAAUUUCCAUUAAGGAAUGAUGUUCUGAGAAGUAUUUAUUUCUUAAGGUUGAGUUCAGUCACAUUUGCUAUGUGUAAUAUUUUAUUAUCUUCAAAGAAUGGCCAGAUGAGAGAAGGUAAUGGAUUUUUCUUUCCUCUGAUAUUUUGAAGAGACAGGGAUGAGGACAUUCAAGCUUAGCUCACUAACUCAUGUUUCUGAACUGUGAACAUCUAAAAUUAGAGAAGAAAAUCUGUUGCCUGUUUGGGUGCUGGUAAAUGGAUAGAGUUUCAUUCUCAUUGUUUUCCAAAAUCUAAUCCCCAGGAGUUCUAGCAAAGCUUUGACAAUCCCCUAGGAGUGAUGUGAUGUUACUCCUUCACUACUUCUCCAAAGGUAGAAUCAAGCUUCUUGAAUUACUUUGUAUAUUUGUAUUCCUUGUUAACACUAGAAUUUGGGAAGUUUUUAAUUAUUCCAAUGAGCAUGUUCUUCGGGGGAACUACAGACAUGUACUUCCAUUCCCAGAUACCAUUGAAUGAUUUUUCUGAAAUUAUUGACUUAAAGAAAAAAAUAACUUUUGUAGUUUUAAGUUUACUAGUAAUGUAAAUAUUUGGUGUAUGAAUUAUACUAUCCUAAUAAAGCCUCAUGCCUUUUCAUUGUAUAUAAUUUGAACUCAAUUUCAUGUUAUUAUAGAAUGUUUCUUUUAAAAAAAACGCUUUGAUGAAAGUAUUAAUACUUUAGAUUUCUAUGUCAAUUUAUACUUCAAAAAUCCAUAUAUUUGUCAUAUUUAUUUUUUUUAAACAAAAUCUAAUUGCAUGAUUGAAUGGUAUGUAAAAUGACCCUUUCCCCUAUAUCUGUGUCAAAAUGCUUAUGUGUUGGAAGCUGUCAACUAUCCAUGUUAAGGGUUCAUAAAGUGGCUUAAAAUUGUAUGCAUUUUAUAUUAUGUCUGUGUGUACCAUAUUUCUAAAUACUCAAUAUUAAAUUGGUACUUUUAAAAAUCUUAAACCUAAUUUGCCUUUUAGUUUUAAAAUGGAGAACAGUGUAAAAAGAAAAGUGAUUACCACCUCCAAGUAGAAAGAAACCAGCAUGUAAAUUAUUAGCAAUAAUCUGACAAAGGCACACAUUGUAGUUAGACUCUUUGGCAGUGAUAAAUUUAAAACUAUUAAUGCUAAAGCUAGACUAAGAAAGUGAGACAGUGUUUUCAAACUUAGGACUUCAUUAAAGUUUAACUCUGCAUGUGCCCAAGUUCAAAUCCAGGUUAUCACCUCUGGUAAAAGCUAGGGUAAGUUACUAACCUGUAUGUUCUCAAUUUACAUUAUGCAUUAAUAUACUUCACAUAAGUUGUUUUGAACAGGUUUUAGCUCAUAGUAAUGUUCAUUGUUAACAUGAAACUUAAAAUCUAUACAUUUGAUUUCUACAUGUACUAACCGGAAUAAUCAUAGCAAACAUGAUUAGAGGUCACAUAGUAAUGUUUGUACAUACAUAGUUAAAAUGUAUUUAGGAUUAAGUUAAAAGUGAAUAGAUGAACACUAAAGUACUUUAAAAUUGUACUGCCUUGCUGUACAGUCCUAUCACAGAGGGCAUAAGAAAUGUUACAUUUUCUCAAGGCUAGAUCUCAGGCAAACUCACAUUCUUUGAAACUCACUUUAAAAAAAAAAGCAUUUCUGUUACUGUUGCUGGGUAGCAUUUAUGUUCUAAAAGAACCGUAUGCCUUUGUGUUUCUGCUUUGAAUAAAACAACCUUCAAAAA